CUUCUAUUCUCCGCAAAUCUGAUCCUUCCUACGCAUCUCGAGUGGCUUCCGCCGCCACCUUAUCUCAAUUGCCACGAUGGGCCAUCCAGAACCAGGCUCAAUUCCUCAAACCGUCAUUCUCGCCUGCAGUAUCCCCGUCAUUUUCGCAAGCAUUAUUGUCUUCAUCCCGAAAAGUGGCAUCCUCAGCCGGGUUGGUGCAGCGGUGGCGCUGAGUUGCCUGCAGUAUUCCCUUUACACUUCUCUUUUGGAAUCUUCCCUGCCUCAAGCCCAGAUAACCGGCAUCUCUUUGUUCAGCUGGGGACUGUACGCCAAUGGCACUGAACAGGUUCUGCUCUCGCGCUACGAUGCCGACGAUAUCCUCACAGUAGAAGAGAGACGGUUGGGCCGUCGGUUAAGUACUGUCACCCGUCUUCUUCGUGCCGUGGGCGUGUAUUUUAGCCUGCGCCGUGUUGGCCUACGAGGGGAGAUUUCGAUGAAGCAACGUGUCUCGUCAAAUUCUAUUCUCUUUGUUAUAACAAAGAUUAUUGAGUGCGUGGGCUGUUAUCUCAUCUUGGAUGCCAUAUUGCUCGCGCCGCGUCCAGAAAGGCACCUGAUCACAAGAGAGAAGCAGUCACUGUUCAACUUAUCGAGUCUGACUCGGGAAGAUGUAAUCUUCCGCAUUUAUAGCUCCCUUGGAAAUUGGGUUAUUGGUUAUAUCUCAGUACGAUUAGCCCAUGGCUUUGUAGCUGCAGUAUCAGUUUUGCUUGGUUUGUGUAAGCCGGAGGAUUGGCCGCACCUCAACGGGCCAAUAAGUUCAUGGUCGACUGUUCGGACCUUUUGGGGAACGUUUUGGCAUCAACUUUUCCGCAAGGCUCUGACCGGCUGGGGAGACUUCAUCCCGGAUAGAGUUCUCCGGCUCCGUCGCGGUAUGCCGCUGUCGCGAUACUUACGCUUGAUAUUGACAUUCUUUACUUCUGCGCUGAUGCACCGCUGCCUGCAUUACUUCUAUCGUCUUGAGGCUGGAGAGUGGUAUGAGAUUGAGACCUUUUUUCUUCUACAGCCAGUGGCGAUUAUGUUUGAAGAUGCGAUGCAAGCUGCAACCGUGCACAUUCCCCUCUCAAGGCCAUUACGCUGGAUAGUUGGGUUUAUCUGGCUAUGCGCAUUCUUCACAUGGGUCACGCCAACAUUCCUUUACCCUACUAUGCGAGUGCCAGAUCCGGGGCAGUUGCUUCCAUUUUCAGUCUUGGGCCAUCUUAUCAAGAAGUAAUAGGCACGGCCUUGUUUGGUGAAGUUGGAAUUCAAGAUACAAAGUUCUUUGUGAUGAUUAUAGGCUCUCAGCCCCACGUCUCAACUGCAAGUAGCCCAUAUGUUGACAUCUUAGAGUUAGACAAACAGAACAUAGACAGAUACUAGGAAAGAUCCUUAAACCCUGGAUUAGAAUACAUAUUUCUUAGUAAAGGCUCUAAGGUCUUUAUAGCUUGCAUUUGCGUACCAGUC
Molecule: messenger RNA, 1476 nt
Organism: Fusarium odoratissimum NRRL 54006
Lineage: Eukaryota; Fungi; Ascomycota; Sordariomycetes; Hypocreales; Nectriaceae
Exons: 2
Coding region: 77-1246 (389 amino acids)
Biological process (GO): lipid metabolic process
Source: RefSeq, a predicted model, not a curated record